AUGGCGGCGAUCGGAGAUAGGUACGGUAACGAUAUGGAUAGCGACUCCGACUCUGCUCCAGGCUCCCCUGGUCUGGACGCGCAAUACGACUUCGACGACAACGUCGAGGAACUCGAUGAGAAGCACAUCAAGUCCGCGUUGAAGAAGUCGCCAAACACGGAACCCGCGCCCCAAAUAAUCCGCCCUAUCCUGCCCCCCCAAACAGAGCCCAAAGACCUCGACCUCAAGACCCUUACUCCUUUGACCGCAGAGAUUAUCGCCCGACAGGCUACGAUCAACAUCGGCACGAUUGGACAUGUGGCGCAUGGAAAAUCGACGGUUGUUAAAGCCAUCUCGGGCGUGCAGACAGUCCGCUUCAAGAACGAGCUGGAGCGGAAUAUUACCAUCAAGCUAGGUUACGCCAAUGCCAAAAUCUACAAGUGCGACAACAAAGAGUGCCCAAGACCGACGUGCUUUAAGAGUUUCAAGAGUGACAAGGAGGUUGAUCCAGCUUGCGACCGCGAUGGAUGCUCUGGAACAUACAGAUUACUUAGACAUGUCUCUUUCGUUGAUUGCCCCGGUCACGAUAUUCUCAUGAGCACUAUGUUGUCUGGAGCGGCAGUUAUGGAUGCUGCGCUCUUGUUGAUCGCAGGUAACGAAACAUGCCCACAGCCUCAAACCUCCGAACAUCUUGCAGCCAUCGAAAUCAUGAAGCUUGACAAGAUCAUUAUUCUCCAGAACAAGGUCGAUUUGAUGAGAGAGGAGGGCGCAAACUCACACUACAUGGACAUCCUGAAGUUCAUCCGAGGAACUGUUGCUGGAGGUGCACCGAUUAUUCCGAUUUCUGCUCAACUGAAAUUCAAUAUCGAUGCUGUUAAUGAGGCCAUUGUCAACACCAUUCCUGUGCCUCUGAGAGAUUUCACCCAAGACCCACAGAUGAUUGUUAUCCGUUCAUUCGAUGUCAACAAGCCAGGUGCCGAGAUUGAUGAGCUAAAAGGAGGUGUUGCCGGUGGAAGUAUCUUGCACGGUGUUAUCAAGCUUGGUGACGAGAUCGAAAUCAGACCUGGAAUCGUCACGAGGGAUGAGAAGGGAGCAAUCAAAUGCACGCCUAUCUUCAGCAGAAUCGUAACCUUGAAUUCGGAGAACAACGAGCUGAAGUACGCAGUACCCGGUGGACUGAUUGGUGUUGGAACCCGAAUCGACCCUACACUCUGCAGAGCCGAUCGCCUGGUUGGAUUCGUCCUCGGACUGAAGGGCCGCCUCCCUGAUAUCUACAUCGAAAUUGAAGUCAACUACUACCUCCUCCGCCGACUUUUGGGUGUCAAGACCGCCGACGGAAAGCAAGCAAAGGUUGCCAAGCUGGCGAAGAACGAGGUCCUGAUGGUGAACAUCGGAUCCACUGCCACUGGCGCGAAGGUUGUGGCCGUAAAGCAGGAUGCCGCGAAGCUGGUUCUGACGAGUCCCGCGUGCACGAACGUUGGGGAGAAGGUUGCGCUGUCUCGCCGUAUCGAAAAGCAUUGGCGAUUAAUCGGAUGGGCUACCAUUGCCAACGGUGUGACCUUGGACCCAAGCACUUCUUAA
This is a messenger RNA of Drepanopeziza brunnea f. sp. 'multigermtubi' MB_m1, 1560 nucleotides long. RefSeq lists its product as uncharacterized. Gene Ontology annotation, biological process: formation of translation preinitiation complex. The record is from RefSeq and is a predicted model, not a curated record. Gene Ontology annotation, molecular function: GTPase activity; GTP binding; tRNA binding. NCBI's taxonomy places the organism in Eukaryota, Fungi, Ascomycota, Leotiomycetes, Helotiales, Drepanopezizaceae. Gene Ontology annotation, cellular component: eukaryotic translation initiation factor 2 complex; cytosol.